GCCAAGUCUAAACGGAAGUAGGUACGUGGCCGCUUCAGCUGACAGUCUACAUGAUGGCGACAGAGGUUCAGAGCGGCGACCUCGACAGUGCUACUUCCAGCCGGCUCGAAGUUUCCAUCGACGGCCUCACCCUUAGUCCCGAUCCGGAGGGCGAGCAGGGCCAGGUCGAAGAGCCGGACCCCAACCCCGCCGAACCCGGGACCGAGCAGACGGCUGCCGCUGGCGGCGAAGAUGGAGAGACUGGCAAAUCAGCGAUAGAGAGGAAAUGGGGCUUUCCUUUGCAAGAGCUGUACGGAAUGGGCCUAAAGUUCUUUAAAGAUAAAGAUGGCAAGGCCUUCCACCCGACCUAUGAGGAGAAGCUCCGACUGGUGGCUCUGCACAAACAGGUGUUACUGGGCCCUUAUAAUCCUGAUGCUUCACCAGAGGUCGGCUUCUUCGAUGUCUUGGGCAACGACCGCAGAAAAGAGUGGGCCUCCUUGGGUAACAUGGAGAAGGAGGAGGCCAUGGUGGAGUUUGUCAAGCUGCUGAACAAGUGCUGUAACCUCUUUGCUCCCUAUGUCAUUUCACACAAGAUUGAAAGGGAGGAGCAGGACAGGAAAAGGAAAGAGGAAGAGGAACGUCUGCGGCAGGAGGAGGAGGAGAGGGAGCGACAAAGGCAGGAGGAGGAGAGACGCAGGCUUGAGGAGGAAGAGAGACUGAGGAGAGAGGAAGAGGAAAGGAGACAGGCAGAGGAAGAGAGGCUACGGGUCGAACAGCAGAAACAACAGAUAAUGGCAGCACUUAAUGCACAGACAGCGGUGCAGUUCCAACAGUAUGCGGCUCAGCAGUACCCCAACAGCCCAGAGCAACAGCUGGGGCUCAUCCGACAGCUCCAGGAGCAGCACUACCAGCAGUACAUGCAGCAGCUCUACCAGGUUCAGCUGGCCCAGCAACAGGCGGCCUUACAGAAGCAGCAGCAGCAGGCUGAUUUGAUGGUGCAGGGAACCCUGGAGUCUAGCAGCUUCAACAAUGGCGAACCCAUCCCUGCCUCAGCAACGGGACCAUUGUGUGCAGCUUCACCGCCUGCUGGAGAGGAAGUUCCCACAGUCAACGGAGGACAGUCAGACUCGUACUCGGAGAGCAUGGACCGGGAGCCAGAGCCCGAGCCGGCAGAGGAAGUGUCAGAGAACGGGCCUUUGUUAGCGGACUCCCCACCAGUCAUAGCUGCUCCCUCCAUGUGGACGCGGCCACAGAUCAAAGACUUCAAGGAGAAAAUCCGUCAGGACGCAGACAGCGUGAUCACAGUGGGGCGUGGCGAGGUGGUCACAGUGCGUGUGCCCACUCAUGAGGAGGGCUCAUACCUGUUCUGGGAGUUUGCCACAGACUAUUAUGACAUCGGCUUCGGGGUGUUCUUCGAGUGGACGGAUGCUGCCUCCGCCUCAGUUAGCGUGCACGUGUCGGAGUCCAGUGAUGAGGAUGAGGACGAAGAAGGUGAUCCUCCCAGUGAGGAGGAGAAGGCGAAGAAGGAGGCAGGGAAACCCCAGGUGGAUGAGAUUGUGCCGGUGUACCGGCGGGACUGUCAUGAGGAGGUGUAUGCUGGCAGCCAUCAGUACCCUGGCCGCGGAGUCUACCUGCUCAAGUUUGACAACUCCUACUCACUCUGGCGCUCCAAGAGUGUUUACUACAGAGUCUACUACACCAGAUAAGCCUGAAUACAGACACAGGGGGAGGCAACGAGUGUGUAUGUUCAUAUAAAUGUGUAUGUAUGUGUGUGUGUGUGUAGGUGGAGAUUCGUGUGAUGGCAGCCUGUAUGUGUGUGCCUGUAAGGGAGAAAGUGAUAACAGAUCUGUUCUGGACAAAACCACCAGAGGGCAACAAAGAGACGCAUCUGAAGCCCAAGUUUGGAGAUGGGACUAACAUAUAUGUACUGUGUGUGUACGCCUGUCCAGAGAAACACCCAUGCUAGAGCCUGUUAUCGAGCCCUUGGAAGAGGAGUGUGUAUUCCUGUUCUGUAUUCAUCACCUGUCCUUGCUGUGCUCACAUAGAACAAGUCGUAGAACUUUGCUCUCAUGUUGUAUUUUACCACUUACCACCAUGGGCUCCUCUUCUGUCACCACCCCAGCCCAACACUGUCCAACGUGGCCUUGUGGCUGCUUCUGCCCUGAGUGACGCUUUCAUGACUGUGCACAGAAACCUGGCAGGUCCAACACUGUGAGCCAGCUGUUUCCUGUUUGGUGGUAAUGGUGGUUGUUUAUCCCACAAGAACACAACUUGAAAAACAAAUUAUAUCGCAAAUGUACUUCAUAACACUAUGUUUUCUGUUUCACAGAGAGCAUCCGGUCUUUUCCAAGUCUCACACACACACACACACACACACACACACACCCACACACCCCUUGGAAACCAGUACACUCAAAUUUAAUCAUCCUUUUUGUUGUAAAAGCUAUAAUUCUUUUCACUAGCUACCAUGCAUACAUGAAGAUCUGGCAGGAUGAUUAGUGGAAACAUGCAAAAACAGUCUGUCUUUCACAUUGAUUCCUUGAUGUAAUUUUAUGAACAGCGUGCACCAGGAGUAGGUUUUUUUGUUUUUAUGAAACCUGCUGGCAAACUUUAUGAAGGAGGGGCAAGAAGUGAUUUCAUGGUUUACAGUGAACUCCAAAUGAAGUGUUGAACAUGCACAUGUGGUUGUCAGCCUUCUGGCUUUAUAAAGUCAAGCAUCUCAGUGUCUCACACAGAAUAAGAAGUUUAAAUACAAAUGACCUACUAGGUAUUUGCUCUCCUUUUCUCCGACAGGUAUUUUUUCUCUUUCAUUUGGUUCCACUUGAAGCAGUGGCCUCAGCACUACUUCACAGCGAUGUUUGUUGUUUCGAAGAUUAAAACAUACGACUGAUUACAUUAAAUCAUCAACUGUCUUUUUGGUCAUCAGUUCUUUAAAAUUUCCGAAAACAGAGCUAGUUUUUAAUGUUAUCUGGGAGGUUUUUGUGCUGUACUCAGUUCUGACACACAAGUACACCUAAUAAUAAAAUUUUGAUGUUUUGGAGGUCAUUACACAAUGUUACAUCUCUGCAGCUCCCACAAAUCAAAAAUCCUUUGAUUUCCGUUUUUCUGUUUCUUUUUUUCUUUCUGGUAUGAAUUAGCUCUAAUUGUCAUCUCAAAAAAAGGUAUCAUGAAUAAACAGAACUGAGUUUAUCUAGACUUAUUUUUGUGUCCUGGGUGACGUGGUUGCUUACUAACUCGGCUGUGACAUGUAAGUGUAUUCAUUCAAAUUUGUUUUAAGUGAAUUCGUUUCCAUGAUUUUGAUUCAUUUUGAUUGUGUACCGACCACAUAGGCGCAUAAUAAGCAAUGUGUUUCACUUGUUUAACUCACUGAGCUGUAUUUGUAUAUUUUUAUGUGUGUGUGCAACCAAAAGAAACAGAGGCGGGAUAACUUGCCAGUUGAGUAAUCCUCCAAUGUUCUUGCUCAAUAUCAGUCCAUUACAUUAUUUAAUUAGAGGCCACUCCUGCCUCCCAUCCAUUCAGUGAUUUGUGUGACAAAAUGUCACUUUGCAUGGCUUUUCCGAGCCAUAAAGAAAGUUCCCAUAUGUUCUGAAGUGUGAUGUAUGUUUUUCAUAAGUUUCUUAUUGCUCACCAAAUGGUUUGAGCUGACUUGUUCAAGCCUUGUAUGUAAAUAAUUCUAUAAAUGAGUUUAUGUAUGGGUUUUUAGAUGGGAAAGAAGGCUAUGGUUUUGAGAAUCAAUGCACUGUAAAAUAUGGUGAAUGAGAUUUAUGUACACAUUUUACCCCAAAUGAAAGUCCAAAACUUGUAGGAAGCAUAAAAUUGUACUACUCUAUUGACAUGACAGAGAAGUUCUUUUUUUUUUUGUAUGGUUUUGACUCGUUUGGAUCUCUUAUAAGUUGCGAGAUGUCUUUGGGCAUAUAUUUAAGGUUGAUUAAACUUAUGUUCAUCUCCAGAAUUGGA
Messenger RNA from Scatophagus argus, 3936 nucleotides. It is a transcript of the gene acbd3, whose product is annotated as acyl-Coenzyme A binding domain containing 3. The record is from RefSeq and is a predicted model, not a curated record. Gene Ontology annotation, molecular function: fatty-acyl-CoA binding. Gene Ontology annotation, cellular component: Golgi membrane. Bases 51 to 1685 code for a protein of 544 amino acids. The transcript has 8 exons. Lineage: Eukaryota; Metazoa; Chordata; Actinopteri; Scatophagidae.